Messenger RNA from Terrapene triunguis (Three-toed box turtle), 2654 nucleotides. It is a transcript of the gene CAP2, whose product is annotated as cyclase associated actin cytoskeleton regulatory protein 2. Gene Ontology annotation, molecular function: actin binding; adenylate cyclase binding. The record is from RefSeq and is a predicted model, not a curated record. The coding region runs from base 501 to 1937 and encodes 478 amino acids. Gene Ontology annotation, cellular component: cytoplasm. Gene Ontology annotation, biological process: cell morphogenesis; regulation of adenylate cyclase activity; cytoskeleton organization. The transcript has 13 exons. NCBI's taxonomy places the organism in Eukaryota, Metazoa, Chordata, Testudines, Emydidae.
AGAGGAAAGACCAGGCAGGACUGCCCUGGGUAGCCAGGCACAGUAGAUUUCCUUUUCUCUUGCCCAGCUUUUGACUCAGGGCAAGGUAUUACCCCAGAUCCUUGCUUCCCACGCCUGCUCCAUUACUCCCCCCACCCCACCUGCUGUCUUUCCCCUUGGCCUCGGUGAGCCCACUUUUCCCAGCCUCCUCCCAGGCUGCCUGCUCCCUAGUGAUGUGCUAAGCUUUCCAUUUCCUCUCCGCCUGUUACACAGGGCGGUUGGUGGAGCUGGUGAGAGGCAGCUCUCGCUCUCUCUCCAUUUUCACACAGCCCCUCACCCCCUUUGCUGUCUUUCUCCAUCUCUCUCUUGCUGGACUUGGCUUUAUUUGGCGCUCCCGGAAGCUGCGGUGCGUGUCUGUCUGCCGGCCUGACUGACACCAGCUCCCACGGAGAAGAGGAGGCGGCAGCGGCCAGGGAUUUUCCCCGCAGCGAGGACGCGAGCAGGGGGCUCCUCCAGCCAGAAUGGCGGAGACACAGGUGUUGAUGGAGAGGCUGGAAAAAGCUGUAAUUCGACUUGAAUCAUUGUUUUCAGAUUCACACAGAUCCACUGGAAUGGAGUGUGGAGCUGUAAACGGAGUCAAUGGAGGUGUAGCACCGUACGUAGAAGCCUUUGACAGACUGUUAAAUGGGAGUGUGGCUGAGUUUCUCAGGAAUAGCAAGAUCCUUGAAGGUGAUGUGAAGAUACAUGCAGAAAUGGUACGUGCUGCUUUCCAAGCACAGAGAGCCUUCCUGUUGUUAGUGUCUCAAUAUCAAGAACCUCAAGAGAGUGAGAUGGCCGUGCUGCUCAAACCAAUAUCUGACAAGAUCCAGGAAAUCCAGACCUUCAGAGAGAGAAACCGAGGAAGUAAAAUGUUCAACCACCUCUCAGCUGUCAGCGAAAGCAUUCCUGCACUUGGGUGGAUAACAGUGUCUCCUAAACCAGGCCCUUAUGUCAAGGAGAUGAAUGAUGCUGCUACCUUUUAUACUAACAGGGUGUUAAAGGACUACAAAAACAGUGACUUACAUCAUGUUGAUUGGGUGAAAUCAUACUUGAACAUCUGGACUGAGCUUCAAGCUUAUAUCAAAGAGCAUCAUACCACAGGCCUCACCUGGAGUAAAACCGGUCCAACUGCAUCAACAGGAUCUGUGUUGUCCACUCUAACAAGUGGGCAGUGCCUCCCACCACCCCCACCUCCACCGCUGCCCCCAGGACCUCCUCCUGUCUUCGAUACAGACAGUGGAAAGGAUGAAGCAACCACGUCUCGCUCAGCCUUGUUUGCCCAGCUUAACCAGGGAGAGGCAAUUACCAAAGGGCUACGACAUGUCUCAGAUGACCUGAAGACCCAUAAGAAUCCCAAUCUACGUGCUCAGGGUCCGCCAGUUCGUUCUCCUACAAAAAGCCAUACUCCAAGCCCCACUUCUCCCAAAAAUUCUCCUCAGCAGAUCCAUUCUCCUUUGUUAGAACUAGAGGGAAAGAAAUGGAGAGUGGAAUACCAAGAGGAUAAGAACGACCUUGUUAUUACUGAUACUGAACUCAAACAAGUGGCUUACAUUUUUAAAUGCAACAAAUCUACACUACAAAUGAAAGGAAAAAUAAAUUCCAUUACAAUUGACAACUGCAGAAAGUUUGGCCUUGUGUUUGACAACGUCGUGGGUAUCGUGGAAGUGAUCAAUUCCAGGGAUAUUCAGAUUCAGGUAAUGGGGAAAGUGCCAACCAUUUCAAUUAACAAGACAGAAGGCUGCCACAUAUACCUCAGUGAAGAUUCAUUAGACUGUGAGAUUGUGAGUGCCAAGUCAUCUGAAAUGAACAUUCUCAUCCCCCUAAAUGGAGAUUAUAAAGAAUUUCCUGUUCCUGAACAGUUCAAGACAGCAUGGGAUGGAUCUAAGUUGGUCACUGAACCUGCAGAGAUUGUAGGUUAACUUCCUAAUGCCAUACAGCACCUGCUGACCACGAUCUCAGACCAAGGUCAGCCUAAAUAAAACAGCAACAUAGAGAACUAGAAGUAACAGUAGCUCAUACUGCUGCAGUAGGUCUUCAAACAGCAGCUCUGUACAUUAGAAACAAUGACAUGUCUGGCACGCUUUUAUUAGGCAUUCUGUUAUUUUUAAAGUUUCCACACAGUUUGCCUUCAUUUACGGUUUUAAUUCUACAUGAUGUCAUGUGAACGUAAGGGAUUUAAAAAAAAAAUACUCCAUUUGCGUUAUUGGCUAUUACACUGCACACAACAAGCCAAAAAUAUUGCAUGAUAUACUUUGUUACAAUCAUGUUUCAGUGCAUUCCUUUUUACGUUUCUGCUAAUCAAAAAUAAUCUUAAAACCGUUAAGAUGUUUAUUUUACCUUUUAGACAAUUCAUGUAUGAUGUGGUGAACAUGUACCCCUAGGAAGUGUGUGGUUCUUGUAGAUCUGUUCUAAUCAUCAUGAGGGGUUUUAAGAUGCAAAAGUACAAUUUUUCAGCAAUACAUUUUGCCAGUGGACUAUAAAAACAGGAUAUUUUAAUCAAACAUUUUUCUAAUAUGUAUAUGUAGAGUAUCCCUCAGCUUUCAGUUUACACAGACAUGUUGUAUCCCUUUUGGUUGUAAAUUAUUAAUCCUAAUAUCUUCUAGAAAACAUUACUUAAUGUUCAGCAUAUCAUCUGA